UUCAAGGUCGUGAGUAAAUAUCGAGGUGUCACGAGUACAGGUCAGUAGAGCUCCGACUUCACUCUACUGCAGAGUCGGUGUUCCUCUCUUCAUACUUGUGGUGCUUUCGUGUGUAGCAUAACACCGUGUCUCGGCUGUGAUGGAGCGCUGGCGGGGCAGAGUGGCUCUGGUGACCGGAGCAUCGGUCGGGAUCGGGGCGGCUAUAGCCGUAGAGCUGGUCCGGUGCGGUAUGAAAGUGGUGGGCUGCGCCAGGGACGUCGGAAAAAUACAGAAACUGUCAGCAGAGUGUCAGAGUGCCGGCCACCCCGGUGUUUUGGUGCCUUUCAAGUGCGACUUGACCAAAGAGGAGGACAUUCUGUCCAUGUUUGCAGCCAUCAAAGAGCAGCACAAAGGCGUGGACGUGUGCAUCAACAACGCUGGUUUGGCUCAUCCAGAGCUGCUGAUAAACGGCAAAACCAGCGGCUGGAAGAACAUGAUGGAUGUGAACGUUCUUGCGCUGAGUAUCUGCACACGUGAAGCGUAUCAGUCGAUGAAAGAGAGAAACGUGGAUGAUGGGCACAUCAUAAACAUAAACAGCAUAUGUGGACAUCGUGUAGUUCCCAAUGCAAAUCUGCAUUUCUACACUGCCACAAAGUACGCUGUAACCGCCCUGACAGAGGGCCUGAGGCAGGAGCUGCGUGCAGAGAACACCCACAUCCGAGCCACAUGUAUUUCUCCUGGUUUAGUGGAGACAGAAUUUGCUCUGCGACUCUACAGGGACCAUCCAGAUAUAGCAGCUGGUGCAUACUCUGCAUAUAAGCCUCUGGAAGCAAUAGAUGUUGCCAAUGCUGUCACAUACGUGCUGAGUGCCCCUCCUCAUGUUCAGAUUGGAGAUGUUCAGUUGAAAGGUACGGAGCAGGUUUAGAGCUGAGCUGCGGGACCCCCGGUGAAUUAAUGCACUGACUGAUUCCAUGUACUUUACUACAAUUAUGAAAAUGACAACUUAUUAUCUGAUCAUGAACCAAUUUACUGAUGCAUGAAAUAAAAUGA
Archocentrus centrarchus (flier cichlid) is the source of this 1029-nucleotide messenger RNA. Its product is annotated as dehydrogenase/reductase SDR family member 11-like. Bases 140 to 904 code for a protein of 254 amino acids. The record is from RefSeq and is a predicted model, not a curated record. Lineage: Eukaryota; Metazoa; Chordata; Actinopteri; Cichliformes; Cichlidae. The transcript has 7 exons.